GGCGACAGUCACGACGACUGCAGCAGCUGGUUAAAGUGAUAUAAUCUUGUGUUACGAGACUUAACUUUUCCGGGAAACAUCAGGGGAUUAUGGAACCACACUAUAAAAGGUCAUUGAGCUUUUUCGAGCAGUUUUUUGUUUUAAUUUCUAAAGCCACUUGAAAUGAAGAAUACUGGUGAUUUAACAAAAUAAACAAUGUGUCCGUGUUGAUCCAUGGAUUUACAGUUAUCUGUUAUGGAGGAACUGGGUCAUCAACAUGAGUUUUGAUACUGCUAAUGAUGCCAACUUCUGGAGUAACGGUUCGGCGGAGCUGUACACGGAGACACCGGGACCGUUGUCUGCAAAUAAUUCCAAUUUGACCACGGCCAAUUACACACACACGAAUCCGCUGGACCUUACCCGAGCCGUGCCAGUUGGUAUGGUUCUGGGCGCUUUCAUUCUGUUCGCAAUCGUGGGCAACAUACUCGUAAUACUUUCCGUUGUGUGCAACAGACACCUGCGUAUCCCAACGAACUAUUUCAUUAUCAACCUAGCCAUUGCGGACCUGUUGCUGGGUACCACAGUGCUGCCCGUGUCCGCAACACUGGAGAUUCUCGACUACUGGGUAUUCGGGAGGAUCUUCUGUGACAUCUGGGCAGCAGUGGACGUGCUAUGUUGCACGGCCUCCAUCAUGAGCCUGUGCGUAAUAUCCAUAGACCGUUAUAUAGGCGUGCGCUACCCACUGCAGUACCCCUGUAUAGUAACGGAGAAAAGAGCCCUUUUGGCCAUGCUCGGUGUGUGGGUUCUCGCCACUGUCAUCUCCAUCGGACCUCUGCUCGGGUGGAAACAACCACCCUCAAAUGAUGACACCAUUUGCCCCAUCACCGAAGAGCCCUUUUACGCACUCUUCUCCUCCCUGGGUUCAUUUUACAUACCUCUGGCUGUCAUCCUGUGCAUGUACUGCCAGGUUUAUGUAGUUGCCAAACGAACCACUAAGAACUUGGAGGCGGGGGUCAUGAAAGAACGCAUGGACUCGAAUGAGCUCACGCUCAGGAUCCACUGCAAAAACGCACAGCUGCAGGAAUACUGCGUCACGGGCAAAGGCCAGGCGCGGAGCACUCUGACCGUGAAACUGCUCAAGUUCUCCCGAGAGAAGAAAGCUGCUAAGACUCUCGGUGUGGUGGUGGGCAUGUUUAUUCUCUGCUGGCUGCCAUUCUUCCUCGUGCUGCCCAUUGGGUCGUUUAACGCCAACCUGCGUCCCCCGGAGACGUUCUUCAAGGUGAUCUUCUGGCUGGGCUACUUCAACAGCUGCCUGAAUCCCAUCAUCUACCCCUGCUACAGCCGAGAGUUCAAGCAGGCCUUCAUCCGUAUCCUGAAGUGCCGCUGCCGUCAGAAGAAGAAGCAGAAGGGCUGGAGGGCCUACUACAACCACCAAUCCUCCCACCUGGGCUCCACCAAUAGCUCCUACCUCAAUGGGAGUCAGCAGACCCUGUCCUCCAUCAACCCCAGCCCUCGCUGUGUCAGCAAAGGGGCCGGCUCUCGGCUGGAGCCUGGGAUCGACCUCCACUCCCCAUCCUCCUGCCCGUCUCUGCCUGGUGGGAGCCCCUUCACUGGCCAGAUGAGGGCCCUCCCUGGGGCUUUCUGCCAGAGCACCAGCGGAACCAGCAGAGUCCACCUGGUCUCCCCCCUGGCCAGGGAGCCAGUGCAUGCCAAUGGACAGAGUAAGAAUGGAGAGGUGGAGCAUGGAUCAAUCAGGGCAACGCCUGAGACAAUUAUGUAAUGGCAGUGUGGGGCACCAGUCAUAAGCCUGGACAAUGUUGUUUGAUAGUCUGUGCUUAUGCUGACAUGAGACUAGCAAAGAGCUUUUUUUUUUUGAGACUAUACAUUGGAUCAUUGUGAAUGUCUAAAUGCAAUAUGGACAGUAACCUAAGUACUGUAGCAGUAUGGAUUGAAGAUGUACACAUCACAAUGUGUCCCUCAGUAUUUAUUACUAAGAAUCUGGUUGCUUGUUGUUCCAUGUCCUCCAGAUGUCAUCAUCAAUAGGUAUUUUGGACAAUUUUAGACAGAACACUGAAGGCCUCUGCUACUGCACAAAACAUUUUCCAGAACAAUGUGUGCAGCUCUGUCACAUACUGUACUACCUAGGCCCUUGAAAGACCCCGUGAAAAAGGGACCAACUUUUCCCACGUUUUGACUUUGGUAGCACUGCUCUGCAUUUGCAACAGACAUAUAAAAGACGUCUCUACAAUUCUUUGAGGGUAAAACAUAUCCUUGUUGUCAUAAUGUAUUUGUUCUAUUUGUAUGUUUGGUGAAACAUUUCUGGAGUCAUGGCUAUUGAAAGCAUUGUGUUGAGAUCAUUCAAGUUAAUUAUUGACAUGAAUCCCAGUGUGCAUUUGGGUUUGGUCUCUCAAUUUAUGAAUGUAUUUGCAACAUUCCAUAACAACCACUGUGUAAUGUAAUAUUGAAAAAGCAUUUUUAGGUAUGUAUAGCAUGUGGUGUAUCUUGAUAUACAGUGUCUUAUAGCAGCGUUUGUAGCUCACAUCUGCUAAACUUGGGAUUUAUGUUUAUUUAUUACAAUUUAGGUGGUGAUAGAAAUGUUGUUUUAUGUAAAGGGGAAUGUACUUUUAAUCUCAAACAAUUUAGAGGGACAGUGCAGAAACAACAUAACUAUGUUGACAAAUAAAAUAAAUCUUAAAUUAAAUUGAAAUUAAAGAUGCUCAGUGGCUGUUCAGAUGUAUCUACAGUACAUUUAAGGAUAUUGUAAACUCAAAUGCCCCUAAAUGCUCUCUUGAAAAUAUGUAGUCAUAUUCAAACGUAUCAAUCUUAAUUCAGACAAAACAUUUUAUUUUUUUAAAGAUGUUUUAUCCCACUAUGGUGAGUAUAACCAAGUGAAACGGAAAUGUCAUAAUACACUACUCCAUUACCCCCACACACACACACACACACACACACACACAGGCUCCC
Coregonus clupeaformis (lake whitefish) is the source of this 2943-nucleotide messenger RNA. Its product is annotated as alpha-1A adrenergic receptor-like. The transcript is spliced from 2 exons. Lineage: Eukaryota; Metazoa; Chordata; Actinopteri; Salmoniformes; Salmonidae. Gene Ontology annotation, cellular component: membrane. Gene Ontology annotation, biological process: regulation of cardiac muscle contraction; phospholipase C-activating G protein-coupled receptor signaling pathway; cell-cell signaling. Gene Ontology annotation, molecular function: alpha1-adrenergic receptor activity. The record is from RefSeq and is a predicted model, not a curated record. The coding region runs from base 257 to 1759 and encodes 500 amino acids.